UAAUCAGCAUCGGUGAAAGUGGGGAAAAGUGAAAGCGGAAAAAGUAACAACGAAAAUACACACAUUCGCAUUGGCUUUCAAGGCUAUUCACCUCCACCUUCACUCACCUUGGCAGCACAAUAUAAGAAAAGACGCGCAGCACUUUCUCCCUCUUCAUUCCUUCCUCCAUCUUUCCUUCCUCCAUCUUUCCUUCCUCAACCUCCUCAGUCGACAGAUUCCGUCCACUCUUUGGACAGAUCUCGUUGACCAUUUGCACAACCAAAAACAACAUCGAAAUCAUCCCAAAAAAUACCAGUCGACAUGCCGCGUGCCAGACCUUUCGCAGGUGUCAUCGGUGGUCUCACAGGCCAGAAGCGCCCCGUUCCUCUUGACAACACCGAAACAACUCAGAUCCCAAAGCUUCAAAAGAUCGACACAUCUGAAAUCGAGAAGCGCGUCAAGGAUCUCAAAGCCGAAGCCAAGGCAGAACUGAAGGUCCUUGAUUACUCGAAGUUGCGUAUCGCUCUGCACAGUGUCAACAAUCUGAAGAAGCAAGGCUGGAUCGUCAAUGGAGACGAGGCCAGAGACCCAUAUCUGAAGGAGAUGAGAUUCGGCUCUCGCCGCCUGAAGUGGUGGCUGAACACCAAUGACAUUUCCAUGACCAAGACCAUCCGCGCAGACCCAUACUUCGCAGACGAUGCUAUCUUCGAAGACAUGUUUCCUAAGGAAAUCUCCCGCGUCUUGUUAUUCUUGGCUGUCUGCCAAUCGGUCAACGAGUUUGUCAAUCACAUUCCCGACAUGGGUGACGAGAUGAUGCAGGCUGAGAGAUACUUUGAGGAACACAAGAGCGUCAAAUUCCCGGACGUCUGAUCCAAGAUCUGGGUUUGCGGACACGCGGCCAUGCACCGCAGCGGAUAACAUGGGCUGGGAGAUCGAUCGGCGCAGGAAGCAAGACCGGCACAGAGAGCAAGGCCAGGUACUUGGAAGACAGCAAAAAGUAACAAGACCCAAUAAUGAAAAACCAUCUCCU
Molecule: messenger RNA, 1009 nt
Organism: Aureobasidium pullulans EXF-150
Lineage: Eukaryota; Fungi; Ascomycota; Dothideomycetes; Dothideales; Saccotheciaceae
Exons: 3
Coding region: 301-849 (182 amino acids)
Source: RefSeq, a predicted model, not a curated record